AUGGCGCUCAACGUCCAAGUGGACUACGACGCUAUCCUUACUUUUGAUGAUAACGAUGAUAGCUCCACUGAAGACGAAUCAGAGAUUCAGAGGGAAACAAGUUCUUCUAGCGUCGGUGAGAGUCCAAGGUCCCUCAAAAUUGAGCAGGAAACAUCUCCCUCUGCUGAGAUCAGCCCCUUAGUGAAGAUGAGCCAAAAAGUAAUCGAUCUGACAAACCAGGUCGACAAUCUUAAUAUAGAAUUGAAAAACAAGAUUUGUGAGCUCCGAGAGGAAAAAGAUCGAAGAAUCGCGAGGGAGGCUGAAAUCAAGUCACAGCAGGAAGAAAUUCGAAAACUCAAAAAAAUGUUGGUGGAACAACGUCACCUACAAGAUAAACAAGAACAUAGAAGAAAUGUGCCGGAGACAACAGGUGGUUCGAAGGUAUCUUCCUCAGCCAAAGCCGACAAGAGCCAUCUUCAGCAGGUGGACUACUACAAGAGGGAGGCCGAAAAGUACGCCUUCAGAAAUAAAGGGCUGAUAGAAGUUAUGAUUGAAGAAUAUAAAGUGAGGCUAAAACACGAGGAAGAACUCAAAAAUCAAUCAGAGCAAAUUUCAAAAUUUAAAGAGCAGCAGGAAAAUAUGAAAUCUCUGCAGGCUGUAGUUGCAGAGCUGAAGGUGAAGCUGAAAACUGCUCUGGAAAACAACAGUCCGAAAGUCUCCAGCCAGCCAGACGGCUCCCUAGAAAAUGAGCAAAGACGGACCUUCAUGCUACCAGGGGUCUCCACAAAUAGCUUGGCUCCACCUUUGCGCCAGCCCACUUCGAGAUCGCAAAGAGAAGAUUUUCUACAACCAGAGGAGACCAAGAAAACACAGACUUCCAACCAGCCAUGGAGCACUGAAGAAAGGAAGACUUCCAACCAGCCAUGGAGCACUGAAGAAAGGAAGACUUCCAACCAGCCAUGGAGGUCUGAAGAAAGGCAGACUUCCAACCAGCCAUGGAAGUCUGAAGAAAGGAAGACUUCCAACCAGCCAUGGAAGUCUGAAGAAAGGAAGACUUCCAACCAGCCAUGGAAGUCUGAAGAAAGGCAGACUUCCAACCAGCCAUGGAAGUCUGAAGAAAGGAAGACUUCCAACCAGCCAUGGAGGGUUGAAGAAAGGAAGACUUCCAACCAGCCAUGGAGCACUGAAGAAAGGCAGACUUCCAACCAGCCAUGGAGCACUGAAGAAAGGAAGACUUCCAACCAGCCAUGGAGCACUGAAGAAAGGAAGACUUCCAACCAGCCAUGGAGCACUGAAGAAAGGAAGACUUCCAACCAGCCAUGGAGCACUGAAGAAAGGAAGACUUCCAACCAGCCAUGGAGCACUGAAGAAAGGAAGACUUCCAACCAGCCAUGGAAGUCUGAAGGAGGGCAGACUUCCAACCAGCCAUGGAAGUCUGAAGAAAGGCAGACUUCCAACCAGCCAUGGAAGUCUGAAGAAAGGAAGACUUCCAACCAGCCAUGGAGCACUGAAGAAAGGAAGACUUCCAACCAGCCAUGGAGGGUUGAAGAAAGGAAGACUUCCAACCAGCUAUGGAAGUCUGAAGAAAGGCAGACUUCCAACCAGCCAUGGAGCACUGAAGAAAGGAAGACUUCCAACCAGCCAUGGAGGGCUGAAGAAAGGAAGACUUCCAACCAGCCAUGGAGCACUGAAGAAAGGAAGACUUCCAACCAGCCAUGGAGCACUGAAGAAAGGAAGACUUCCAACCAGCCAUGGAGGGUUGAAGAAAGGAAGACUUCCAACCAGCCAUGGAGUACUGAAGAAAGGAAGACUUCCAACCAGCCAUGGAAGUCUGAAGAAAGGAAGACUUCCAACCAGCUAUGGAAGUCUGAAGAAAGGCAGACUUCCAACCAGCCAUGGAGUACUGAAGAAAGGAAGACUUCCAACCAGCCAUGGAAGUCUGAAGAAAUGAAGACUUCCAACCAGCCAUGGAGGACUGAAGAAAGGCAGACUUCCAGUCAAAGAGGGGUCUUCACACAUGAGCUGACUCGGCCUUUACGGCAACCCAAGACCACGUGGCACUAA
Poeciliopsis prolifica (blackstripe livebearer) is the source of this 2043-nucleotide messenger RNA. RefSeq names its product golgin subfamily A member 6-like protein 22. The record is from RefSeq and is a predicted model, not a curated record. NCBI's taxonomy places the organism in Eukaryota, Metazoa, Chordata, Actinopteri, Cyprinodontiformes, Poeciliidae. Bases 1 to 2043 code for a protein of 680 amino acids. The transcript has a single exon.